AUGGAAAAAUUAAUUGAAAUUUUAAACAUCAUUAAAAGUAAGGAUAUGACCGUUGAGAAGAAAGAUAUCAGUACUUUUACAAAAAGUAAUGUCAAUGGGAUAAAACAGAUGGAUGAAGCUCUUGAACUUUUUAAGGCUACAAAACAGUAUGUUUAUACUAUUGAAAAAAGAGCAGAAUAUUUAUCAUAUGAAGCAGCUAGGAGAUUAAAUGUUAACUUUACACAAUCUGAAUGGGAUGAAAUUGUAAAUCAAUAA
Molecule: messenger RNA, 255 nt
Organism: Strongyloides ratti
Lineage: Eukaryota; Metazoa; Nematoda; Chromadorea; Rhabditida; Strongyloididae
Exons: 1
Coding region: 1-255 (84 amino acids)
Source: RefSeq, a predicted model, not a curated record